GUGUUGCUCAUGAGGUCAGCCUUGCUUUAUUUUUGCUUAAAGGAGACGCAACAAAGCGCACUGGAAGACGACGGUAUAUGGGCGUGCAAAUAGUGUGGUUUGCUAUAGCUUUAAGAACAUAAAAAUAGUGUCGGGUUCUUUAAAAAUGGAUUUUGCAUAGUUAUCAUAGCUAUUAACUAAGUUUUGAGUAAAUGUUAAAUAAAUAUAUGCAUCUGAUUUUCAACAGAGGCUGAAGUCCUCAGUGAAACAUGUUUGCCAAUCGGAUUAGGGCCUUAAACAAUCAAACUGUUAUUUUAUUUUACAUUAAGCCUUGCAGCCUUCUCAAAUCAAGAAAUUAUAAUUAACUCUUCCGGAUUAAAGGUAGGAAUCAUUAUAAUAUAUUUGCGGUUAUGGAACCGCCAAUGUCUGAAACAAUCGGCAACAAAGAGGAAAGACAGCUAGCAAUUGCUAGUGAGGAGGCCGCGCAAACAUCCCCGUCACAGGGUGCAGUGUCCACCCCGCGGAGGGCAUUGAGAGGACGCGGAGCAUAUCGCUCAAAGACCGAGGUUUCUAACUCGCCAAAUAGGAAUGGCGCUGCAUCGAGCACCCCUGCGUCAGGUCGGGUUUUACGUGAUCGUUCAACUCGAGCAGUACCGGCUUGGCGGCUUAACGAAGCCAGUGAGGAUACGGAAGAGCCUGGCUGCGAUGCCGAUUCCAAUCGACGGAGAAAACCUGCAAAUCCUCGGCGGCGAAGAAACACUGCAGCUGCCAGCGCCACAGAGGUGGUCAGUGAGACUGGGGAUCAUUCCAGGCCAGCUACAGGUGUAGAUAAUAAAAGGGAUUCCGCAGUUACACGAGCCCCUCGCUCAAGGCGAAGUCAGGCCCAGGGCCGAUCUAAGACACCCUCCACUCGGCAAUCUGGUGGGUCACCCAGAAUGGUCUGCAAAAGUGAGCCAGACGCUGAUGCAUCCUGUGUUGUGACAGACAAGACUGCUGGCAGGAGAGCCGUGGGAAAAGAGAAGAAGGAGAAUGAGGAUGGUUCUGAGAGAGCACAAGUGGAGGAAGAAGAGGAACUCUCACUUCAAGCUGACUCACAAGACCAGAACCUUCAUCCCAAGCCUCAAAGUGGGGGAGAGGAGGGGUUAAGCAGUGAUGAAGAUGUACCAUUUAGAGAUGACCUAAAUGAUCAGAGCUAUGACCCUAAGGCUGAGAGGGACCCACACAAGCCAAGGCGCAAGCCCCCUUCCCGAAGUAAGGAGAAGAAAGAAAAGGCUCCACCCAAGGAGCCCGAGAUCAAGACCGAGGGUGGAGAAAGUGGAGAUGUGAAGCAGGAAAAUGAGUUUGGAGAGGUCGCAGAGCCACCCAGGAAGAGGGGUAGGCGGCGAAAGGAUGACAAAAGUCCUCGGCUUCCAAAAAGAAGGAAGAAGCCUCCAGUGCAGUAUGUACGCUGUGAGAUGGAGGGGUGCGGGACCGUGCUGGCUCACCCUCGUUAUCUUCAGCAUCAUAUUAAGUAUCAGCACUUGCUGAAGAAGAAGUAUGUGUGUCCUCAUCCCUCGUGUGGUAGGCUGUUCCGGUUGCAGAAACAGCUUCUGCGUCAUGCCAAGCACCACACAGAUCAGAGAGACUACAUCUGCGAGUUCUGCGCUCGUGCUUUCAAGAGCUCACACAACCUCGCUGUGCAUCGCAUGAUUCAUACUGGGGAGAAGCCCUUACAGUGUGAAAUCUGUGGCUUCACAUGUCGCCAGAAGGCAUCUCUGAACUGGCACAUGAAGAAGCACGAUGCCGACGCUUUCUACCAGUUCUCCUGUGGCAUCUGCGGCAAGAAGUUUGAGAAGAAGGACAGUGUUGUGGCCCACAAGGCCAAAAGCCACCCGGAGGUGCUGAUCGCUGAGGCGCUGGCUGCAAACGCUGGUGCCCUCAUCACCACCCCUGGAGCUCUGCUGGAGGCGUCGUCCUCCCUCCCCGUGUCCGGCGUGGAGCAGCAGCCGCAGCAGCCCGAGGCCCAGCAGGUGUUGGUGGUGGGCGAGGACACCCACACCCUCCACACCAUGCAGGUGCCCGUCACCCUUGCCCUGCAGACGGCCGCGGAGGACGACGGGGACGUCGGCGGCGCACAGGAGCACCAGCCGUCUCACGCCCCUCAGCCCGCCCACACCCACGCGCUGCAGAUGCCCCUGCAGUUUGUGUCCACGGUGGCGCCGGCCGGCUCGCAGGCUCCCCAGAUCCACCAGCUGACUCUGCACUCCGGCCAGACGCUAGUGGCCCAGCCCAAGCAGCAGCAGCCGCAGCAGAUCACCCUGCAGGCCUACAGCCCGCAGAUGCAGACGCAGAUACUGCACAUGACCUUCCAGCCCGUGACGCACGGCGUUCCCGUGCAGCAGCAGCAGGCGCACAUUCAGCAGCUCCCCUUGCUCUCGGCCACCCCGCAACAGCAGCUUACCCUCCAGCCAGUGCCCCAGCAGCAGCAGCAGCAGCAGAGUCAAGCUCUCCAGAGGCCCCCAGAUCCAGGCCACCCUCCCAACCCCACCCUCCUCACCCAAGUAGUGCAGGAGGACCCCACUGACUGCCAGGAGACUUUGGGGUUUGCUCACGACCCUGCACCCCCUUCUUCCUCCCCUCCUCCCUCCAAUUCUUCCCCCGGUCGAGAGCCAGGGGACACAGGUGUGGUGUGGGAAGGAGGUGAGAAUGGGGAAACUGGGGACAUUGGAGGGGUUUGGGAGAGGGGCAGUGAAGGGGGAGGUCCGGUUUUGACCCAUGGAUCAGAAGGUCAGGUACAACAUGGACUCAUAUAGAUAACCGGUAUGAAUGAUGUCUGGAGAAAGAAGAGAUACGUACGGAAUUCUGUCAUGCAAAUAUUUAACCAACAAACUCACUAAAGAUGCAGUGGGAUUUGGUCAGCAUUGUUUGCCUGAUGUGACAUUCCGACCAAAAUGAAGAUGAUAGUCCUUCCCCUUACUGUACCCUUAUGACACAAAACCCUAUAGGAUCACAAAUAUCUUCUAUGUAAUCAGCGUAACAUUUGGUAGGUUUUUAGAACUGUCUGUAUCAGGGAAAUUUGUGCUUAAGUUCUCAUUGUUUUUUGUACAUAAACCGUUUUAGUCCUCUAUAACCAUCACAAUAUUGUGUGUGCUUAGUUGAGUGAAAGACACUGGGUAUCUGGAUUUUCAAUAUAAAAUAUGGAAGUCCAGA
Sardina pilchardus (European sardine) is the source of this 3168-nucleotide messenger RNA. RefSeq names its product ZFP91 zinc finger protein, atypical E3 ubiquitin ligase (gene zfp91). Lineage: Eukaryota; Metazoa; Chordata; Actinopteri; Clupeiformes; Clupeidae. The record is from RefSeq and is a predicted model, not a curated record. Gene Ontology annotation, biological process: regulation of transcription by RNA polymerase II. The transcript is spliced from 12 exons. Bases 390 to 2771 code for a protein of 793 amino acids. Gene Ontology annotation, cellular component: nucleus.